GAAGCGCCCAUGACAGCUUGGUGUUGGUGUUGGAAAUCAUCGUCCGUGCAAAGUGAAAAAGAAAAGGUUUUUGGUUUUGUUCUUUCUCAGCUGAACGGCUGAAAGUGUGAAAAUCGUGCAAAUCGUUUUGCUAGCCUGACGCAUAGCUGCAGCGUAAAGUAUUUGAUCGUAGGUGUUUUUACGCCGGAGCAACGCUUCACCGACCCGUCCGUCGCGGCCUAAUUAGCGACCGAAUCAUCCAUCGGUUCGCGAUACGAUCGUAUUUAUUUUUUGCCUCUUCCUGCACCCGUAACCUAUCUUGUGCGUUGCUCUUCGGGCUCAGUUUGUCGUGGUCCAUAGCCUUUUUCGGUGUAGUGUGAAGCUCCAUCCAUCGAUAGAUAAGAGGAGUGUGGUGAUUCGGUUUGAGGUAGUGUCGCGGUACAGGCGACUACGAAGAGGAUAAGAAAACGGAGCACUCCGGAUCCGGCCGUCGGAAGUUGUCGUGGAUGUUCUUGCGUAUCCUUUUUCGUUGCUGUAACGAUAAAGACAUGAGUGCAUUGAACAAAUCCACUGGCCUAACGGAGAAUGGAGGGUUACAUAAUGACCGCGUGGCAAUACUGGACGCCGGAUCACAGUACGGGAAGGUAAUCGACCGUAAGGUGCGCGAACUCAAUGUAAAAUCAGAUAUUUUACCUCUGGAAACAUCUGCCUUAAAACUCAAAGAACUCGGCUACCGAGCAGUUGUUAUAUCCGGUGGACCCAACUCUGUCUACGCCGAGGAUGCGCCAAAGUAUGAUCCCGAUAUUUUUAAGUUAGGCUUACCGAUACUAGGUAUUUGCUAUGGAAUGCAAAUUAUCAACAAAGAGUUUGAUGGAACCGUACAGAAAAAGGACAUCCGCGAAGACGGCGAACAUGCGAUAGAAGUUGAAGAAAGCUGUCCAUUGUUCAAACGCAUGCAGCGUUCACAGAAGGUUUUGCUCACUCACGGCGAUAGUAUCGAUCGAGUAGGAAGCAAGCUGAAGGUGGGAGCUUAUUCCUCAAACCGCAUCGUUGCCGCGGUUUACAACGAACAACUGCGUAUUUACGGUGUGCAGUUUCAUCCGGAGGUUGACCUAACCGUGAACGGCAAACAGAUGCUCUCUAAUUUCCUGAUGGACAUUGCGGGUAUGCAGCCGAACUUUACGAUGCGUAAUCGCGAAGAAGAAUGCAUUGCGUACAUUAGGGAGCAUGUGGGUAACAGUAAGGUGUUGCUGCUGGUAAGUGGUGGUGUGGAUUCUACUGUUUGUGCAGCAUUGCUAAGACAUGCCUUAAAACCGGAUCAAGUCAUUGCCGUUCACAUCGAUAAUGGUUUUAUGCGCCUGAAUGAGAGUGCGAAUGUGGAAAAAUCGUUGCGUGAGCUGGGGGUCGAUUUGUUCGUAAAGAAUGCGAUCUACAAGUUCAUGAAGGGUACGACCACAAUCAAACUUCCCGGUUCCUUAUAUAAUCAGGACACACAGAUGCUGUGCCAGACGAUCAGUCCGGAGGACAAGCGCAAGAUUAUUGGCGAUGUUUUCGUGAAGGUGUCCAACGACGUGCUGCGCGAGAUGAAUCUGAACGCGGACGAAGUGUACUUGGCCCAGGGUACCCUUCGGCCCGACCUUAUCGAAUCCGCCUCUACGUUGGUUAGCGCGAAAGCCGACACGAUCAAGACGCAUCACAAUGAUACAGAACUGAUACGGAAGCUGCGGGAGGCAGGGCGUGUGAUUGAGCCGUUACGAGACUUUCACAAGGAUGAAGUGCGACAAUUAGGCUACUCGCUGGGACUGCCGGCUCAUUUGGUCGAGCGGCAUCCCUUCCCCGGUCCCGGGCUAGCCAUCCGAGUGCUCUGCGCUGAGGAAGCAUUCAUGAAAGACUAUUCAGAGACGCAAGUCAUUGUUAAAGUGAUAGUGGACUAUAAAAAUAAGCUUGAGAAAAAUCACGCCCUGUUGAACCGUGUUUCCGGAACAACCACCAAGGAAGAUCAACAGCAGCUUUGUCGUAUAUCUAGUAACAUCAAAUUGAAUGCUACUCUACUGCCAAUAAGAAGCGUAGGGGUUCAAGGCGAUAAACGCUCUUACAGCUACGCGGUGGGUCUCUCGAGCAAAGAUGUUCCAAAUUGGCAAGACAUGCUCUUCCUAGCCAAGCUAAUACCGCGUAUUCUGCACAAUGUGAAUAGAGUAUGCUAUAUCUUUGGGGAUGUGGUCCAGUAUCCGGUGCAGGACAUAACCCACACACUCCUUACAGAAAGCGUCGUUUGUCAGCUACGUCAAGCCGAUAGCAUCGUUAAUAAGAUUUUGAUGGAACACGAAUGUAUGCGUAAAAUUUCUCAAAUGCCUGUCAUCCUGAUACCAAUCCACUUUGAUCGAGAUCCGGCGCAAAAAACCCCAUCCUGCAUGCGAUCGGUAGUGUUGCGACCUUUCGUUACAAACGAUUUCAUGACCGGUGUGCCAGCGAUUCCCGGAACCGAUAGGUUACCGACAAAUGUACUACAAAAAAUGGUAGAUGAAUUGUCCAACAUGCCGGGAAUCUCUCGAGUACUGCUAGACCUGACGUCGAAACCACCAGGGACAACCGAGUGGGAAUGAUUCCCCUUAUAUCAGACAUCCUUUCCCCUGUACGUGCACCAACUUCGCCACCAAUCUGAUAACGAACGAUUAACAGAUUAAACGAAGAAAUAUCACCAGCAUCAUUGUAGACAGCGCCGUCUGCGCUGUCGUUUGCAUUAUUUGCCGCUGUUAUUGUUGCUAUUCCCGCACGCGCUAAGCGCAUUCCUUUGGAUUAUUUAGGCAAACAUCAAGACAACUACCACUCACACACACACACAUACACAUACACACACACACACACACACACACACACACACACACACACACACACACCACAAAAUGGUCUUGAAAACGUUUCCCGAACUUAAGUUUUUCGUAUUUUUCAUUACCGACCACUGUUAUGCCUCUUAUAUCUGUUAAUCUAAUAAUUUCAAGGCGUAAUCUUUUGCCAUACAACAUAACUCACCAUGAUGUUUUGCAAACCAAUAAUAAAACACAAUAACGUCCGGUACGAAAUUUGAAUAAACGUCAGUGCAUCCACUCAAGAACUGAUAAAA
This is a messenger RNA of Anopheles gambiae (African malaria mosquito), 3100 nucleotides long. RefSeq names its product GMP synthase [glutamine-hydrolyzing] (gene bur). Gene Ontology annotation, biological process: GMP biosynthetic process. The coding region runs from base 486 to 2582 and encodes 698 amino acids. The record is from RefSeq and is a predicted model, not a curated record. Gene Ontology annotation, cellular component: cytosol. Gene Ontology annotation, molecular function: GMP synthase (glutamine-hydrolyzing) activity; ATP binding; GMP synthase activity. The transcript has 12 exons. Lineage: Eukaryota; Metazoa; Arthropoda; Insecta; Diptera; Culicidae.